CCGUUUGGUUCUCUCUUUCACUGGCCAUCUCUCUCUCUCUCUCUCAAAACACUCUCCGGCAAGCUCUGAGAGGAGAAACAACAUUAAAUAGUAUUACAGAUUCAGUUUCUGGUCUCUAUCAGUUUCUGGUGGGAAGGUGGUCGAAGUUCACCGCCACCAUUUUCCUCCUCCCCCCCUUUUUUCCCGCAAAUCUUUCCCAGUAAUCCAGCUCCCACUCAAUUAGAUUACCUCAUAAUGUACAGAUAUUGAUAUAUAUGUAAUUGAGAGAGAGAGAGAGAGAGAGGGGGAGGGUAUAGUUUUGGCAUGAGAUGAGAUAAUUAGCUCAUUCAUUUUUCUUUGCUUCUUGUUUUCUAUUCCUCAAACCUUUUCUUUUCUUUUCAUUCCCUUUUCUUGCUUUUAAGAUCUGAUCUUUCUUUCUUGACAACCACAAGACUGUGUGUUUUUCUGAGAGUACAAAAACAGUUUCUGGGCUUUUAGUUCAAUUCCCGAGGUGAACUUUUUUGUCUUCCAACUGUUUGGCUUCCUUUUUUGUCUGGUUCAGUGGGCUUAAAAGUUACAAAAGAGAUAGCUUCAAAAAGUUUCCUAAUCUCUUCACUGAUUGAUGUAAAUAAGCUUGUCUCCAAACAGAUCUGACCAACAAGUUUCACUUGGAUUUGGAUAGGUUUCAUGCCUCAAGCAAAAGCAAACUUGAGUAGUUCCAUCAGCUCAUCCAGUUUUUAAUUGCACUUGGGAGAGUAUGAAUACUUUUUCGCAUGUCCCUCCAGGCUUUAGAUUCCAUCCCACGGAUGAAGAACUUGUCGAUUACUACCUUAGAAAAAAAGUUGCUUCAAGAAGAAUUGAUCUAGACGUCAUUAAAGAAGUUGAUCUUUACAAAAUUGAGCCAUGGGAUCUUCAAGAACUUUGCAAGAUUGGCACUGAGGAACAGAGUGACUGGUAUUUCUUCAGCCAUAAAGACAAGAAAUAUCCAACUGGAACUCGCACCAAUAGAGCUACGAAAGCGGGAUUUUGGAAGGCUACAGGAAGAGACAAGGCGAUAUAUGCUAAGCAUAGCUUGGUUGGCAUGAGAAAGACCUUGGUGUUUUAUAAAGGUAGAGCACCAAAUGGACAAAAGUCAGACUGGAUCAUGCAUGAGUAUAGGCUAGAAACAAAUGAAAUUGGGACUUCUCAGGAAGAAGGAUGGGUUGUCUGUAGGGUCUUCAAGAAGCGAAUGGCCACAACUCGCAAAAUGGGUGAGCAUGAGUCACCUUGUUGGUAUGAUGAUCAAGUCUCAUUCAUGCCUGAUUUUGAAUCACCAAGGCAGAUAUCUCAGUCUUAUACUUCAUACCAUCACCAUUAUUCCUUCAAGCAAGAGCAUGAAUUGCAGUACAACAAUAUGCCUCAUGACCCCUUCCUCCAGCUUCCUCAUUUAGAAAGUCCAAAAAUUUCGCAGCCUACUGUCACUGAAAGCUGCAACUCAGUGGUGCCGUAUGGUCUCAAUAGGAACAAUGGAAGCUCUUUGCAGUUAUCAACACCCGCACAAGAAGAACCAUUGCAGCAAAGCAAUCAGCAAAAUAUGAACUUAUUUUACAGUAACAAUGAGCAAGCAGCAGUGGAUCAAUUGACCGAUUGGCGAGUACUUGAUAAAUUUGUUGCGUCUCAACUCAGCCACGAAGAUUCGUCUAAGGAUCAUAAUUACUCAAACAAAGCUUCAUUUCAAGUGGGUGGAGUUGAACACAUGAACAUGCUAGUCAAUGAUUCCAAGAGCCAAGAUGUCGUUUCAGAUUUUGCGUCAGUAUCCACCUCUACUUGCCCAAUUGAUCUGUGGUAAUAAAGCAUACUUUAGCAGUACUAUCUAGAAAAUAUAUAUAUAUAUAUGACAGAAGGGGUAUUGAUACAGGUUGCUGUACAUAAUGAAACAAAAAUGGUAUUGUUUUAGGUGAUGGAUUUGUGCUACCCCAUGUGCUGAGAAAUACUAGGGAGCUACUUAAACCAAGAUGCCUAUAUGCCUAUAUAUUACAAACAAACAACUGUAUUUAGUUGUUAUGUAUGGCCAGGUGCCACUGGACUGAGUGUUGGAUGUAUUUUUCCUUUCUACAGUUUAUUAUAAUAUUUAAGAGUAUAUUGAAGAA
Messenger RNA from Camellia sinensis, 2108 nucleotides. Its product is annotated as NAC domain-containing protein 7. The record is from RefSeq and is a predicted model, not a curated record. Gene Ontology annotation, molecular function: DNA binding. Gene Ontology annotation, biological process: regulation of DNA-templated transcription. NCBI's taxonomy places the organism in Eukaryota, Viridiplantae, Streptophyta, Magnoliopsida, Ericales, Theaceae.